AAGACACAUGAGAGGAGCAGAUUCCUUGUCAGCUCCACUGGUCUAUAAAGCUGGCUGUCCUGUUACAUCACCUACCAUCAGUUCACUUGACGGCAGCAUCUCUGUAUUGAUGUGUUGGUGUAUUGGACUCAGCUAAUGAGGAGGAAGUCAAAAAGAAGUUGAAAAUUUCCAGAUUAGCUACUGGUUCUCGAGUAUUUGCUGUCAUCAUCAUGUUGAAAAACUAUAAUCACCAAAUAAUAGGUUUUGCUUUGACCAUGGUAGCCUGGAUACUUUGCUGCAUCUCCAUGGGGCUCCCUCAGUGGCAAGUAUGGCACUAUGAAGAUCAAAUGACUUUCAAGCCUACAGUAGCUUUUGUGGGCAUAUGGAAAGCCUGUGUUUUCCACAAUGGCAACAAUUCCAGCAACAUCAGAAUAUGUCAUCAAUACAACUACCGUGACUCCUUUGUUCCACUGUAUAUUCGAAUAAACCAGCACCUGCUGCUGGUGUCUAGCUUGCUUGGGCUCUUUGGGAAAAUCACCACCAUUAUUGCUCUUUGGAGCAUGUGUAUGAGAAGAGUACCUCGGAAUGCCAUCUGCAAUCCAUUCAGCCUUUCAGGAAUUCUGAAUGUCAUCGCUAGCAGCUUUCUUUACCUUGCUAUUUUAUUAAAUUACGUAUCCACCAUUCGCAAGUGGGGGGUUGCCUUUCCACCAUCUUUCAAUAUGCCUUCCCACCCUGACACUCAGAAGAUGGGCAGUGCCAUAGCUCUGGCAAUUAUAGCUGCUGUUUUUUUUCUCCUCAGUGGCACAAUUUUCCUUUCUUUGAAUUUAGCCAUAAGCAAGACACCCCGUUCCAAAAUUUAAAAGUAAAUUGCUAUCUUACACCACCUUGAUACUCCAACAAAGAUAGCAUUCAUCAUGUGUUUACAUAAGUUUUCAAAGAACUCAAAAUGAUGCCAAAUGUGGCCUGUGGGGGAAAAAAUGGUCAAGUUGA
This is a messenger RNA of Peromyscus leucopus (white-footed mouse), 969 nucleotides long. RefSeq names its product claudin-34-like. The record is from RefSeq and is a predicted model, not a curated record. The transcript is spliced from 3 exons. Gene Ontology annotation, biological process: bicellular tight junction assembly; cell adhesion. NCBI's taxonomy places the organism in Eukaryota, Metazoa, Chordata, Mammalia, Rodentia, Cricetidae. Gene Ontology annotation, molecular function: structural molecule activity. Gene Ontology annotation, cellular component: bicellular tight junction; plasma membrane. The coding region runs from base 210 to 839 and encodes 209 amino acids.